AUGGGCGAUGGCGGCGGCGGCGGCGGCGGCGGCGGCGGCGGUAGUAGCAGUGGCGAACGUCUUCAGUGCGCUUGGGAAAACGGACGGCGGGAGUCUCAAGAGGGCAAGCCGAAGGUUGACGUGCUGAUCACUGCUGGUGUGCGUCGGAACCCUUUUGGCACUAAGGCAGCUAGAGACAUGGGAAAAGAGAGAUUUUCAGGAGGGUCGAAAAUCUAUGGGCGCUAG
Colletotrichum orchidophilum is the source of this 225-nucleotide messenger RNA. RefSeq lists its product as uncharacterized. The coding region runs from base 1 to 225 and encodes 74 amino acids. The transcript has a single exon. The record is from RefSeq and is a predicted model, not a curated record. Lineage: Eukaryota; Fungi; Ascomycota; Sordariomycetes; Glomerellales; Glomerellaceae.